Molecule: messenger RNA, 3061 nt
Organism: Melanaphis sacchari
Lineage: Eukaryota; Metazoa; Arthropoda; Insecta; Hemiptera; Aphididae
Product: 5-hydroxytryptamine receptor 1-like
Exons: 7
Coding region: 594-2093 (499 amino acids)
Biological process (GO): adenylate cyclase-activating adrenergic receptor signaling pathway
Cellular component (GO): membrane
Molecular function (GO): G protein-coupled amine receptor activity
Source: RefSeq, a predicted model, not a curated record
CAUCGCGUGCGGUUUUUGCUCGGCCGUUGUCGUCGCAGUCGUCGUAUAGCGGUUUUUCGUCUCGUCGUAUUUUCAAAAUUUUGUUUUUCCACUUGGCCGAUAACCACGUGCGAAUCUAAAAUAAAAAUAACAAAAAUACUAUACAUUGUAUAAAAAAAAAAAUAUAUAUAUAUAUAUAUAUAUAUAUUUAUAUAUUUUUUUGAAACCUAUUGCGAAUUUUCUAGAAAUUGAGAACAUCUAUCGUUUGUUGUCAACUCGAUUUUGGACUAACCUCUUACAGUACGAAAUCCGACAGCCAAUCGAUCAAAAUGUAUGGAAAAUUCAUUGAAACAGACGUGUAACAGGAAAUUUCUGUUGAAUCAAUUAGUGCUUUAACUUGAAUAACUAUUCAAGUGCAGUCAACAUACAAAGCAGCUAAUUAUGUAGAAAUUUAACCAUCAUUAAGUCAGGGACGCGUCGUCACUUCGAGGUGGUGCCGGGACGUCAUGCUGCCGGUGUGGCGGGCGGCAAUGCGGCGAUGACGGCGACCGCCAGCGUGACCUGAGAGUGGCCGGCCGGUUAUGCUCGGGUCGGCGUACCCGGAUGUCGUUUAAAUGGACGGCGUCAACGUCACGGCCGCAGCGUACGAGCAGCACAGCAACGAGACAGCGGUGCCGUGGCCGAGGAACGCGACGACCGCCGCCGGCCCGCCGUCAACGUACACGGCGCUGGAAGCGUUCACCAUCGGCUCCGUACUGUUCCUGGUCAUCGUGGUGACCAUCGUCGGCAACGUGCUCGUCUGCAUCGCCGUGUGCCUGGUCCGCAAGCUGCGGCGCCCUUGUAACUAUCUGCUCGUGUCGCUGGCCGUGUCCGACCUGUGCGUGGCCCUGCUCGUCAUGCCAAUGGCCCUGUUCUACCUGGUGCUGGGCAAAUGGCCGUUCGGCACGUUCGUGUGCGACCUCUGGGUGUCGUUCGACGUGCUGUCGUGCACCGCGUCCAUACUGAACCUGUGCAUGAUCAGCGUGGACCGGUACUACGCCAUCACCAAGCCGCUCGAGUACGGCGUGAAGCGGACGCCCCGCCGGAUGUUGGUGUGCGUGUCGCUGGUGUGGCUGGGCGCGGCGUGCAUCAGCCUGCCGCCGGUGCUCAUACUUGGCAACGAGCACUCGACCGUGGACGGGGUGCCGCACUGCACCGUGUGCCAGAACUUCGGUUACCAGAUAUACGCCACGCUGGGCUCGUUCUACAUACCGCUGACCGUCAUGAUCACCGUGUACUACAAGAUCUUCCGGGCCGCCCGCAAGAUCGUGCUGGAGGAGCGGCGGGCGCAGAGCCACCUGGAGAACAGCCACUGUUACCUGGAGAUCAGCGUCAAGAACGGCGUGGGCCAGGUCGAGUCAAAAAUCGCGGCCGCCGCGCCGGAACGCGGCCAACACGAUCACCGGGCCAGCAGCAGCGCCAGCACCGUUACCACGUGUAGUGGAACGAUAGGGAGCGGUGCACGUAGCGGCGACGGGUGCCGGUGCUGUUCGAUGGUGCGCCGGUCGGUGGGCGAGUACCAGUGUCCGGUUCUGAUGGUAGUGCCCAGCAACGGCCACAACGCCGGACGUCCGGCGGCCGCGGCCACCAAGAAGCCCGAAUCCGGCGGCAAGAAGCUCAGGUUCCAGCUGGCCAAGGAGCGGAAAGCGUCCACCACACUGGGUAUCAUUAUGAGCGCGUUCACCGUGUGCUGGUUGCCGUUCUUCGUGCUGGCGCUGGUCAGGCCGUUCCUCAGCGACCCGUCCAGCAUACCCAGCUCGCUGAGCAGCCUGUUCUUGUGGCUGGGCUACGCCAACUCGCUACUGAACCCCGUGAUCUACGCCACGCUGAACCGAGACUUCCGAAGGCCAUUCCAGCAAAUACUAUACUUCAAGUGUGGCUCGCUGAACCACAUGAUGCGCGAAGAAUUUUACCACUCGCAGUACGGCGACCCGGAACCACAGCACUCCACACACUAUUGCGUGAUACCCGGAGAGCCGAACCUCGUGCCGCACCAUCCGUCCCCGACCAAACCGGACGACACGCGGACCACCGAUUCCAAUCAACAAACAUUGGCAUCGGAGUCGUUUCUCUAGUAGUGACUCAAUUACCACGACCGCGACAACGAUAACAUUAUUCUCCCGGCUCGGAGACGGCAUACCUCCUAUAGCAAAAGCGGUAGUUGCACCGUCCGGUAACGGUGAUAGUCGAUAAACAUUAUUAUAUGAUUAUACAGUAACAAUUGUACUUAUGCUGCGAGACGAUGAUAAUAUUGUGUUUGCCGAUUUUAUUUAUUAAUUUAGUCUUUUUCGAUUCUGCCCACACUAAACGAACUCCGAGUAAAAAACAAUAAUAAUAAUACAUUAAACGAUAUUCCCCGAACGUCAAAAACUACGUAAUAUAUAAUUCAUUGUGACAUAAAUAUAAUAUAUAUAUAAAUGUAUAAUUAUUUAUACAUUAUCUAUUUUUGUUUUUACGAUCGCGCAGUAAACGCUUAAUUGAAAUUCACAGUUUCAUAUAUAAUUACAAAAUCGUUUCGGAGUUUGACAUAAAAGUUUUAACCGUAAUUAUCUUAAAUUAUAUUAUAUCAGAAACAUUUUUCGAUAUUUCCAUAAUUUUUUUGACAACGACGUGAUCAAAGAUGUUAAACAACGUGUAAUUUAUGUGAAAAUGUAUUUAAUAUUAUUUGAUUUUGAGUAGUGUAUGUCUUCCGUUGUGAUCACUUUGAUAUCUAUUUAUCAAUACGUAUUACGCUUAUAUACGUAUGUAUAGGUACUAAUUUAUUUUCACUGAACUACUGUAAUAAAAUUAUAUACUUACAAUCAAUGAUCAUUUUUCAGUUCGUUAUUAUUUUUAUUUUCCAUUCUAUGUUAGAGUACAAUAUUCAGCAACUCAUGCUUGUUUAUAAGAAUAUAUUAUGCAAAUUUAUUACAAAAAUAUGUUUUUAAUAAUUUUAAGUAAGCUUAAUGUAAUAUCCUGAAUAUGCACUUUACGGACAAUAAUAAGAAAUUAUACGCAUCAGAUUUCUUAUGCAUACACAUUAAAAUAUAUAUGCAUAAACAAA